GUCUAGAUACGAGGAACCUACAAGCAGCCAGCCUGUUGAAUAUAGUUAGCUUGUGCAUUUUGCUAAUCGGUUUAGCGUAGAAGAGGACAGAUGACAGAUGAAACACAUGACAACGAGAAGUAAAGUUUUUAAUGCUGUUAGAAUGAAAUAAUACGCGGUAAACAACGAGAGCUGUUUGCCGAAACUAGGACAAUAACUUAGCUAGUGAAGGAACGGUCAAAAACGUUUUUUCCACGAUGUUAAAAUUCAGCUUCAGGAGGGACAAAGACAAGGACUUCAAGCAUAUAGCUCCUGGUUUGAUCCCUGCUGCCUCCAUUGCUCCAAAGCCUGCUGUGCCUCGUACCCCACCCCCCCGCAGCCCAGACCCCUCACCUGAGAGACCCAGAUCAGCCCUAGCAGCAGCCAUCUUGUCUUCUUCGCUCACUGGACAGACAUGGGCCAUCCCCCCUGCCAGACCGAGGUCUUUCUCUGAGAGUGACAGAUCAGAGUCUUUCAUAUCUGAACCAAACAUCAGCACAGCACUUUACACCAGAGACAGAUGGUCAGAGGAUUUGGCUAGCCGGCCUCGCUUGUCCUCCCCUUACCACUCAGAGGAAGAGUUGGAGGACAAGGAAGAGGAGGUAGAGAAUGAAGAGGACAGGGAGGACCACAUCUACCAAACACUGGACAGACAGGACUCUUGUUCAAUCAUAGAACCUGUUUAUGCUCUGCCAAUAAAACCUAAGACCCAAACACCUCAGCCAACUCCGAUGCCUGGCAGAAGAUUGCCUUCUCCAGAUUUCACUGAGGAAACCAGUGUCCAGUCUCCUGAAGCCAGCUGUGAUUCCUCUAAGAAGAAAGCAUCUGUCAAGAAGAGCUCUGCCAGUCGGAAGGAAGAUGUGCCAUCUGUGCUACCCAUCCUAACCACUGACCACCCAGGCCCAGCCAGCCAAGCCAAAACCCCCAAACACCCCACCCAGCCAUCUCCAGAGCCCAGCAGGGCACACAGUGAGGUGCAGAGGGAGGUAGUGCAGGCCCUGCCAAAGAAAGCAAGAAUGGCAGAUGAACAAAAGCUACUGGAAGAGAGACUGCACCGCCUGGAACAGGAGAUCAGUCUCAGCCAAGCCUCCUCAAACCUGAGGUCAUCUGCAGGCAGCCAGGCAGAGCUACAGAAUUUGAGGCAACAUGCUCAGGAGCUGGUGGAUGAAAAUGAUGCCCUCAAAUUGACAGUUCACCGUCUGAAUGUGGAGCUCAGCCGCUACCAAACCCGCUUCAGACCAUUGACCAAACAGGAGAGCUCCAAGAUCAGUGGUUUACCGACAACAGGGUCUGCUCCUCCUUGGCUGCUUGACAUGAAGUAUUUAUCUCCUCUGCUGCUGGCCUACGAAGACAGGAUAAAUGAGAAAGAUGCACUUCUGCAAACCACAGAGGAGGAGGUGAAGAGGUUGCGUGUUCAUGUAGAGGAGGUGAUCAAAGAAAAUGAGAGACUCCAUGAUGAAAUUGCCAAGAUCGGAGGGGUCAGCCAGAAGGACUGUCAUCAACUACAAGAACAGGCCUUUCUGGUUUUGCAGGAGAACCAGGUGUUGAUUGAUCAGCUGGAGGCUCAGCAUGCUAAGGCCAAGGCCACCCACAGCAGACACCGGUCUGAAGCAACCAAAGUGUCUAAACAACUGAUGUUGUUAGAGGCAGAAAAGCAGCGUUUGCAGGAGGACCUGGAAGAGAGCAGGAGGGAGGUGCAGAAAAAUAUGAGGGAGGUCCAAGUUCUGCAGGCCUGCCUGAAGGAUGCUAUCACCUGGGAUGAACACUGCAACAUUGCUGGGAAACUCAGACGGCAGCUGGAGCAGCAGGAGAGCACGAGUAAGAGAGAGAUGGAUGAGCUGCUUCUAAGAGUGUCCAGUCUGCAGGAGGAGAAUAGGAGUCUGGCUCUGGACAAAGCCAACCUGACUGCUGAUAUAAAGAGAAUUGAGGCUGAGGUUGAGCUCACUAGACAAGCCAAAAGGAAGGCUGAGAGGAGGAUGAGUGUAUUGAAACAGCAGAAGGAGGAGUGUGUGUUGAAAGAGGAAAAGACUCGGCAUUACCUUGGAGCUGUCAUUUCUGUGGCUGAGCACAUCUCCCAGGAGAGAGACCAACUAUUACACAUGGCUUCAGUUCUUCAGCAGGAAAAGCAGGGAUUCAUCAGCAGGAUUCUGAAUGGCACAGUUCGAUUUGGAAAACUACAGGAACAAGUCAAAGUGUACCGGAGGCAGGCGUCAACCAGACUGGCAGCGUUGGAGGAGGCAGCAGAGGGGAGGACAGCUUCUCACCAGAGGGAGAUCCUUCACCUGCAGAGGCUGCUGAGAGAAAGACAGGAGGCUGAGGAGAGACUACUGCAGUCCAAACGGGAAGUAGAGGAGGAGUUGGAGGUGGUGUGGCAGACAGCAACCAGGCAAAACCAGCAGAUGAAGGACACUCUUCUGGACUCGAGACUCACUGCCGACCUCCACGGUUGGCCAGUUUCCGGCAGUGCCUAUCCUGGCUGGCCGUCUCAGGCUCCAGAUGAGACCACGUCAUCCCCCCAGAAUCAGCCUCUGAGCUCUGAGCUCCACCUCUUCACCUCUCAUCAAAGCCCUGGGCUCCAGAUAAGGUCUGUAUCUAAAUCUGACUCAGACCACCCAAACAACUCCUUGGAUGAAAAACAGAAGCAUGGGCUGGAUUUCUAUUGCUAAAAUUCUUGGAGCCAUAACUCUUUAAGUGUGCCUGUCUGUUCAUACUGAGAAAGAUUCUUUCCCUAUAAACUAGUUUCAGUCAACAUGUUAACCCACAGACACACAGUUUGCUAACUGAGUUUUGAGUUUGCAAAUUGUGUAAACGUGGACCAUGUUCUGUAACAAACUCACAGCUUUAACUACAGUUGUAGAUUGAAGCAAAUCUGUACAGUAAAGUGGAAGCAGUACUUAGUAGUUAGCUCACUCAACACUUAAAGGGAAAAUCUGAUUUUAAAAGAGGGAUAUCUGUACCUACAAAACACUGGAAGAAUAAAAUGGAAGAAAACAAACAAAAGCCUCUUAAUAACACAGCUGAGUUUUUGAAGUGUGGCCAAAUGUACCUGUACCUGUCUGGGUAGUCAGGAGGACUUCAUGAUUUCAUGAACAGUGCAAUUUCCAAAGAUUUUUAUGUUUAUGUUUUUGUUUUUUAUAUCUUUUUAAAUUAGUCUCAGGGUCUUAUAGACCAUGCCAAGCAUAAUAGAUUAGCAAGUAAAAGUAGAAAGUUGCAGUAUUUAGCUUUAUUAAGCCUAAAGAACAAAGCCAAGGUUGCCAUCUGCUGGACACAUAUGGUAACUGUAUUAAUAUUCACAACAGCAAUACAACAUGGUACAGAAGCAGCAGACAUGGAAAAACCACAGGUACAUUGUGUGGUGUGUGCGUGUGUGUGUGUGUGUGUGUGUGUGUGUGUGUGUGUGUGUGUGUGAGAGAGAGAGAGAUAUCUAUAUCUUGGGGUCAAGUAUAACAUAGGACAUGAGUUUCUAUCAUAGUAAAAUAAGUGUUUAUAUACAUGAAAUGUACCUAUAUUUAUACAGGCACAGGUGUAAAUAAUAAAAUAAUAAAGCUAAUUCUUCCUUGAU
Lates calcarifer (barramundi perch) is the source of this 3580-nucleotide messenger RNA. It is a transcript of the gene cep89, whose product is annotated as centrosomal protein 89. The coding region runs from base 237 to 2684 and encodes 815 amino acids. The transcript has 18 exons. Gene Ontology annotation, biological process: chemical synaptic transmission; mitochondrion organization; cilium assembly. Gene Ontology annotation, cellular component: centriole; ciliary transition fiber. The record is from RefSeq and is a predicted model, not a curated record. NCBI's taxonomy places the organism in Eukaryota, Metazoa, Chordata, Actinopteri, Centropomidae.